GCAAAGUAAAUCUAUUGCGAACAUGACCAGAAGAUCCAUGAUAAGUAAUUUUGUUUUAGUUUUCACAAUUAGACGUUUUGUUUACAUAAAAAGAAACUACAAACCUUCCCAGCAUGCACUUCUCUGCGCCGAUGUUCUUCCGUUUUCCCAUCAUGCAGUUUGAGAAACAUGGCGGCUGAGAGCUUUCAUAACAUUGGUGCCACCGUUAACUAGCGCAUUCUUGCUCUUGCGAAUUUAUGAAUAAGUGAACAUUGGUGUUAAAGUGGAUUCUGCAAAAUGCCGAAAUAUUACGAGGACAAAGAGGAAGACACCAGAGCCUGCUCCGGCAUCAGAGAGGACUUCAAGGCGUGUCUCCUUCAGCACGACUGCGUGGUAAAGGGGGGGAAGCUGCCCAGUGAGUGUUUGAAGGAAGGCCACUGCAAAGCCCUGCAGACAUCCUUCUUUGAGUGCAAAAGGUCAAUGCUGGACAAUAGGUCGAGAUUCAGAGGAAGGAAAGGCUACUGAGGAACCGCCUGAUGCAGCCGCGUGGUAGAGUGAAUGCUGGAAGAGCAAGUGUUAACACGUCUAAUGAUUCAAAUCGUCCAUCAGCGCUGCUCACGGGUCAGUGCAGUAUCACAACCUCAUCUGAAGCGCAUGUUUCAAGGAAGUGGGGAGGAAAGGACUACCAAAUGUUAAAAGAACAAUGUACGCAAAAGGAUUACCAACUCUGCAACAUGUAGUGCUGACAAACCCUGGAGCUGUUUUCUUUGUGUGUGUGUGUGUGUGUGUGUGUGUGCUAUGAGAAACUUAAUGUAAUGAAUAAAAUGUAAAGAAAGAGUUUAUUACACUUUAAAUAAAGUUCUGUCAUCAAAACACAUGA
This is a messenger RNA of Anarrhichthys ocellatus (wolf-eel), 859 nucleotides long. It is a transcript of the gene coa5, whose product is annotated as cytochrome C oxidase assembly factor 5. Bases 277 to 504 code for a protein of 75 amino acids. Lineage: Eukaryota; Metazoa; Chordata; Actinopteri; Perciformes; Anarhichadidae. Gene Ontology annotation, biological process: mitochondrial respiratory chain complex IV assembly. The record is from RefSeq and is a predicted model, not a curated record. The transcript has 3 exons. Gene Ontology annotation, cellular component: mitochondrion.